CACCCACCCAGACACCCUGCCGUGGAGGAGAGCAUUCCAGAGGGAGCCUCGCCCGGCAGCCUCUGCUCUGAGGGCUCUGUGCACGGCACUGCAGCUACAGGCCCAAGAUGCCAGCUGCCCAGCUGCUGCUGCUGGCCUGUCUGCUGUGGGGUGUGGGGGCAAGGACAGCCCAGCUCCAGAAGGCCAACGACCAGAGUGGCCGCUGCCAGUACACCUUCCGUGUGGUCAGUCCCAACGAGGCCAGCUGCCCCGAGCAGGGCCAGGCCAUGUCAGCCAUCCAGGACCUGCAGAGGGACAGCAGCGCCCAGCGUGCGGACCUGGAGGUCACCAAAGCCCGGCUCACCUCCCUGGAGGGCGUCCUCCACCGGCUGACCUUGGGCCAGGUGGCCGAGCCCUCGGAGACAGAGCAGGGGCAGCAGAGGCAGCUGGACACCCUGAUGAGGGAGCGAGAACAGCUGGAAACCCAAACCAGGGAGCUGGAGACGGCCAACAGCAACCUUCUCCGAGACCAGUCAGUUCUGGAGGAAGAGAAGAGGCAACUUCGGGCAGAGAAUGAGGAUCUGGCCAGGAGGCUAGAAAGCAGCAGCCAGGAGAUAGAAAGGCUGAGGAGGGGACAGUGUCUCCAGGCCCACAGCUCCUCUCAGGAUGUGUCACCAGGUGCCAGGGAAGUUUCUAGAUGGAAUUUGGAGAACGUGGACUUCCAGGAACUGAAGUCCGAGUUCAGUGAGGUCCCUGCCUCCCAAAUCUUGGCGAGUCCGACGUCUGGCCAUCCCAGGAGUGAAGAUGGGGACACUGGGUGUGGAGACCUCAUCUGGGUAGGUGAACCUGUCACUCUGAGAACAGCCGAAAGCAUCACGGGCAAGUACGGCGUGUGGAUGCGAGACCCGAAGCCCGUGUCCCCCUACACGCAGAACACCACGUGGAGAAUCGACACGGUGGGCACGGCCGUCCGCCAGGUGUUCGAGUACCACCUUGUUAGCCAGUUCACGCAGGGCUACCCUUCCAAGGUGUACGUGCUGCCCAGGCCGCUGGAAAGCACAGGCGCCGUGGUCUACGGGGGCAGCCUCUACUUCCAGGGGGCCGCGUCCAGAACGGUGGUCAGGUACGAGCUGAAGACCGAGUCCGUGAAGGCGGAGAAGGACAUCCCCGGCGCUGGCUACCACGGACAGUUCCCGUACUCCUGGGGCGGCUACACAGACAUCGACCUGGCGGUGGACGAGAGGGGCCUGUGGGUCAUUUAUAGCACGGAGGAGGCCAAAGGCGCCAUCGUCCUCUCCAAGCUGCACCCGGAGAGCCUGGAACUGGAACAGACCUGGGAGACAAACAUCCGGAAGCUGUCGGUGGCCAACGCCUUCGUCAUCUGCGGCACGUUGUACACCGUGAGCAGCUACUCGGCGCCGGAGGCCACCAUCAACUUCGCAUACGACACAGUCACGCAGAGCAGCAAGGCUCUGAGCAUCCCCUUCAAGAACCUCUACAAGUACAGCAGCAUGGUCGACUACAACCCCCUGGAGAAGAAGCUCUUCGCCUGGGACAACUUCAACAUGGUCACCUACGACGUCAGGCUGUCCAAGAUGUGACGAGCCGCCAAGCUGGGUCGGGAAGGACAGAUGGGCACGACGUGCAGGGCUCCCGAGGGGUCAGCCCGCUAGCCAAAGCCCGUGCAGCUUUGCUCUGCUUUCCAAGCUUCUGCGAACCCAGGAGAAUGGGCACUGUCGCCGUGGCCCACGGUGCGGGAAGAGCAAUCUGGGGAUUCAGACAGUUUCACAGUAGAUAUUAUUUUCUUUUGUCAGCUUUGAAAGGCGUGUUGAUCACCAAAAUAGUUUCCGUUUUCUGGUGGUUUGGGGCAAACGCUAUCAUGUAUAGUAGUUUCUUCACAGAAACCACAAGGCUUUUUGUAAAUGGCCUCCUGUGGGGCUACAGAGGAUAUGUUUGCAGGUGAAGAGUUUGAGGAAAAAGAGGCUGCCCCGUGUGGAAUCCGGGCUGUCCCAGGCUCUUGCCUGCUGCACGGUCACCACAAGCCAGUGAAAAGCAGCACUUCUGAAGGCGGAAAGCUCUGUGGCCAGCUCUGAACAUAUACACGGUGCAUUUACUAUAGUUGGCUUCUGAUGCUUCAGGCAGAGUCCAGGUGGGUAUUAUGUAACCUUUGCCCCUGAAAUAAAAUGCUCUGACACACA
Rhinolophus ferrumequinum (greater horseshoe bat) is the source of this 2177-nucleotide messenger RNA. RefSeq names its product myocilin (gene MYOC). The transcript is spliced from 3 exons. Gene Ontology annotation, cellular component: Golgi apparatus. The record is from RefSeq and is a predicted model, not a curated record. Gene Ontology annotation, biological process: signal transduction; osteoblast differentiation. Lineage: Eukaryota; Metazoa; Chordata; Mammalia; Chiroptera; Rhinolophidae. Bases 108 to 1580 code for a protein of 490 amino acids.